Molecule: messenger RNA, 1413 nt
Organism: Raphanus sativus (radish)
Lineage: Eukaryota; Viridiplantae; Streptophyta; Magnoliopsida; Brassicales; Brassicaceae
Product: thiosulfate/3-mercaptopyruvate sulfurtransferase 1, mitochondrial
Exons: 12
Coding region: 85-1218 (377 amino acids)
Biological process (GO): transsulfuration
Cellular component (GO): mitochondrion
Molecular function (GO): thiosulfate-cyanide sulfurtransferase activity
Source: RefSeq, a predicted model, not a curated record
UGCAAAGCUCUAAACUUCUUUUUACCUGGAGAGACAGAGAAUCAAUCUGAAAGGAGAAAACUUUGGCAUUGUGUUGUAAGUGAUAUGGCUUCAACCUUUUUCUCCAGAGCCUUUCUGGCUGCAAGUCACCGCUUGGUCACUCCGUCUCUUCUUCCCCAGACGACACUCAACCUCGCCUCGUUUCUGAGUAAAAAAUCAUUCUACUCUCAGUUAGGCGCUCCGUCCUCUACAUGGGCUCGUCGAGCCAUGACUUCUAGUGGAGUUGGGGCAAAAGCUGGAUACUCUACUACAUCAUCUGUACCAACCAAUGAGCCUGUUGUGUCUGUUGACUGGCUCCAUUCUAAUCUUAGAGAGCCUGAUUUGAAGGUUUUGGAUGCGACAUGGUAUAUGCCAGAAGAGCAGAGGAAUGCAAUCCAAGAAUAUCAGGUUGCUCAUGUUCCUGGUGCUCUCUUCUUUGAUUUGGAUGGAAUAUCAGAUCGGUCAACAAGUUUGCCACAUAUGUUACCCUCUGAAGAAGCUUUCGCUGCUGGUUGUUCUGCUCUUGGAAUUGAGAACAAAAACGGACUGGUUGUUUAUGAUGCAAAGGGGAUCUAUAGCGCAGCUCGUGUAUGGUGGAUGUUCCGAGCCUUUGGACACAACAAAGUUUGGGUGCUGGAUGGAGGUCUACCGAGAUGGCGGGCUUCAGGUUACGAUGUUGAAUCUAGUGCAUCAGGUGAUGCUAUUCUGAAAGCCAGUGCCGCAAGUGAGGCUAUAGAGAAAAUCUAUCAAGGACAAACCGUCAGUCCAAUAACCUUUAAGACCAAGUUCCAGCCACAUCUAGUGUGGUCACUUGAUCAGGUCAAGAAAAACAUGGAGGAUCAGACACAUCAACAUAUAGACGCACGUUCCAAAGCCAGGUUUGACGGUACUGCUCCAGAACCUCGUAAGGGCAUAAGAAGCGGUCAUAUCCCUGGAAGCAAAUGUGUCUCUUUUCCUCAGCUGCUUGAUUCUUCUCAAACACUCUUACCAGCAGAAGAGCUGAAGAAACGAUUUGAACAAGAAGACAUCUCACUGGACAAGCCUAUUAUGGCCUCGUGUGGCACUGGGGUAACAGCUUGCAUCCUGGCGAUGGGGCUUCACCGACUGGGGAAAACCGAUGUGCCAGUCUAUGAUGGCUCCUGGACUGAAUGGGCAACAGAACCUGAUUUGCCCAUGGAAGGAGAUGAAUCUUCUGCAUGAAAAGUCCCCCCAAAAAGGGGAAAGGCUAGCAACAAGAUUACAAGCCACAGACACUUGAGAAUCAUGGUGUCUUUUAACUUGGAGAAAUUAGCAUGAAAUAAUCAAAAUCUAUUUGCUUGGCUUAGAAUCUGCCUCUAGAGGAAGAGGACUUUGUCUAUGUCUAUAGAUUCUUGAAAUAUGUUUUUUUGUUGGAUU